AUGCCACCUGGUGUAGAGGGGUUGAAGGGGGUUGGAAGUGGAGGGGUGGAAGGGGGCGGAAUGGGGUGGAGGGGAUGGGUGGGGGUGGAAGGGGGUGGAAGGGGGUGGAAGGGGGUGGAAGGGGGUGGAAGGGGGUGGAAAUGGGAGGGAGAUGGCAAGACAAAGGAGGCGAGCGGAGAGGAUGCCGGCACAGGCUUGCCCUCGGCAUACUGGUGGGCGAAUCGCAGAAGGGCGGCCAUGACGGUGGGGUCUCUGGCGUUGGCUGGCGCCGAGCAGAAGGCAAAGCGGUCCCGGAGGGUCAGUCCUUUGAUUUUAUCCAGCAUGGUUGCCACACGCUGGUGGGGAGGGGGAAGGGAUGAAAGGGAGAAGUGGGGAACGGGGAGGACAAGAGGAGGCGAAUCUCAGGAGGGCUGCCAUGACGGUGGGGUCUCUUGCGUUGGCUGGCGCCGAGCAGAAGGCAAAGCGGUCUCGGAGGGUCAGACCUUUGAUUUUAUCCAGCAUGGUUGCCACACGCUGGUGGGAAGAAGAGAAGGGAAGGGAGGGGGACAGGAGGAGAGGUGGGGAAAGGAGGAGAGGUGGGGAAAGGCGGAGAGGUGGGGAAAGGAGGAGAGGUGGGGAAAGGAGGAGAGGUGGGAAAAGGAGGAGAGGUGGGGAAAGGAGGAGAGGUGGGGAAAGGAGGAGAGGUGGGGAAAGGAGGAGAGGUGGGGAAAGGAGGAGAGGUGGAGAAAGGAGGAGAGGUGGGGAAAGGAGGAGAGGUGGGGAAAGGAGGAGAGGUGGGGAAAGGAGGAGAGGUGGAGAAAGGAGGAGAGGUGGGGAAAGGAGGAGAGGUGGGGAAAGGAGGAGAGGUGGGGAAAGGAGGAGAGGUGGGGAAAGGAGGAGAGGUGGGGAAAGGAGGAGAGGUGGGGAAAGGAGGAGAGGUGGGGAAAGGAGGAGAGGUGGGGAAAGGAGGAGAGGUGGGGAAAGGAGGAGAGGUGGGGAAAGGAGGAGAGGUGGGGAAAGGAGGAGAGGUGGGGAAAGGAGGAGAGGUGGGGAAAGGAGGAGAGGUGGGGAAAGGAGGAGAGGUGGGGAAAGGAGGAGAGGUGGGGAAAGGAGGAGAGGUGGGGAAAGGAGGAGAGGUGGGGAAAGGAGGAGAGGUGGGGAAAGGAGGAGAGGUGGGGAAAGGAGGAGAGGUGGGGAAAGGAGGAGAGGUGGGGAAAGGAGGAGAGGUGGGGAAAGGAGGAGAGGUGGGGAAAGGAGGAGAGGUGGGGAGAGGAGGAGAGGUGGGGAAAGGAGGAGAGGUGGGGAAAGGAGAGGUGGGGAAAGGAGGAGAGGUGGGGAAAGGAGGAGAGGUGGGGAAAGGAGGAGAGGUGGGGAAAGGAGGAGAGGUGGGGAAAGGAGGAGAGGUGGGGAAAGGAGGAGAGGUGGGGAAAGGAGGAGAGGUGGGGAAAGGAGGAGAGGUGGGGAAAGGAGGAGAGGUGGGGAAAGGAGGAGAGGUGGGGAAAGGAGGAGAGGUGGGGAAAGGAGGAGAGGUGGGGAAAGGAGGAGAGGUGGGGAAAGGAGGAGAGGUGGGGAAAGGAGGAGAGGUGGGGAAAGGAGGAGAGGUGGGGAAAGGAGGAGAGGUGGGGAAAGGAGGAGAGGUGGGGAAAGGAGGAGAGGUGGGGAAAGGAGGAGAGGUGGGGAAAGGAGGAGAGGUGGGGAAAGGAGGAGAGGUGGGGAAAGGAGGAGAGGUGGGGAAAGGAGGAGAGGUGGGGAAAGGAGGAGAGGUGGGGAAAGGAGGAGAGGUGGGGAAAGGAGGAGAGGUGGGGAAAGGAGGAGAGGUGGGGAGAGGAGGAGAGGUGGGGAAAGGAGGAGAGGUGGGGAAAGGAGGAGAGGUGGGGAAAGGAGGAGAGGUGGGGAAAGGAGGAGAGGUGGGGAAAGGAGGAGAGGUGGGGAAAGGAGGAGAGGUGGGGAAAGGAGGAGAGGUGGGGAAAGGAGGAGAAGGGGCUGCACAUAGCGGUCCCGGAGGGUCAGGCCCUUGAUGACAAGGGGCGAAAGGGAGAAGUGCGGAACGGGGAGGACAAGAGCAGUAGUCAAAGCGGUCCCGGAGGGUCAGGCCCUUGA
Messenger RNA from Closterium sp. Naga37s-1, 2079 nucleotides. The record is from the annotation of a GenBank genome assembly. NCBI's taxonomy places the organism in Eukaryota, Viridiplantae, Streptophyta, Zygnematophyceae, Desmidiales, Closteriaceae.